CCUCAUGGCCCUCCGCUUCGCCCUGCGGAAGCAGCCGCGCCGCCACGCGCGCCAGCUCAGCUCGUUCGCCGGCGACUACCUCAGCCUCGAGACGCGCGCCAACGGCGUCGCCAUCGUGCGCCUCGACGACAAGCAGGCCAAGGUCAACACGCUCAACGCCAACAUGACCAAGGAGAUCGUCACGAUGCUCGACACGGUCGAGAAGGACGCGUCGAUCAAGUCGGUUGUGCUCAUCUCGGGCAAGCCCGGCUGCUUCAUCGCCGGCGCCGACAUUGCGCAGCUCCAGGCCUGCACGACCGAGGCCGAGGUCCGCGCGCUCUCGACCGCCGGCCAGGGCUACAUGGCCCGCAUCGAAAAGUCGUCUAAGCCCUUCAUCGCCGCCAUUGACGGCUCGUGCAUGGGCGGCGGCCUCGAGGUUGCGCUUGCGUGCCACUACCGCAUUGCGUCGUCGUCCAAGAAGACGUCGCUCGCGCUCCCGGAGGUCAUGCUCGGCCUGCUCCCGGGCGCCGGCGGCACCCAGCGCCUCCCCAAGCUCGUCGGCCUCCAGGCCGCGCUCGACAUGAUGCUCACGGGCAAGAACAUCAAGCCGGAGAAGGCCAAGAAGAUGGGCCUCGUGGACCAGGUCGCGGACCCGUAUGCGCUUGAGAACGCGGCGAUCGCGAUGGCCGAGAGCCUCGGCUCGGGCAAGUCGAAGAAGGCGAAGAAGUCCAAGGCGUUUGUCAACCGCGUCCUCGAAGACACGCCGCUGCGCUCGAUCGUCUUCCAGAAGGCCGGCGAGAUGGUCGCCAAGAAGACGGGCGGCCACUACCCGGCGCCCAAGCUCAUCUUGGAAGCGGUCCAGGCGGGCUACGAGUCGAGCGCCCGCGGCUACGAAGUCGAGGCCGCCAACUUCGCCAAGCUCGGCAUGACGACGGAAGCCAAGUCGCUCAUGAGCAUCUUCUUUGGCCAGACGCAGCUCAAGAAGAACCGGUACGGCAAGCCGACCGCGCCCGUGCAGACGAUGGCGGUCAUUGGCGCCGGCCUCAUGGGCGCCGGUAUCACGCAGGUGUCGGCCUCGAAGAACAUCCGCGUGCUCCUCAAGGACCGCGACGCCGCGGCCGCCUCCAAGGGCGAGGAUUACGUGCGCAACAACCUCGACGGCCGCGUCAAGAAGCGCCGCAUGACUGUGUUUGAGCGCGAUUCGGUCAUGGCCAACAUCGUGCCGCUCCACGACCAGGACGACGUGUGGAAGAAGCACAUGAGCCACGCCGACCUCGCGAUCGAGGCUGUGUUUGAGGACAUGGCGCUCAAGCACAAGGUCAUCAAGGACCUCGAGCAGUACAUCCCGGAGCACUGCAUCGUCGCGACCAACACGUCGGCGCUCAGCGUCGCCGAGAUCGCGUCGGCCUCCAAGCGCCCGGAGAACGUGAUUGGCAUGCACUACUUUUCGCCCGUGCCGCAGAUGCCGCUUCUCGAGAUCAUCCGCCACCCCAAGACGUCGGACGACGUGGCGGCCCGCGCGGUCGACGUCGGUCUUCGCCAGGGCAAGACGUGCAUCGUGGUCAAGGACGUGCCUGGCUUUUACGUGAACCGCUGCCUCGGCCCGUACAUUGCCGAGACGCUCUCGCUGGUGCAGUCGGGCGUCGAGCCCGAGCGCCUCGACAAGAUGGUCACCAAGUGGGGUCUCCCCGUCGGCCCCAUCACACUCGCGGACGAAGUCGGCAUUGACGUCGCCAAGCACGUCAACGUGACGCUCUCGGCCGCGCUCGGUGUGCGCAUGCAGGGCGGCAACCCGGCCAUCUUCGACGACAUGAUUGCGGCCGGCAUGCUCGGCAAGAAGUCGGGCAAGGGCUUCUUUCUCCAGCCCAAGAGCAAGAAAGAGAAGAAGACGAUCAACCCGGAGGCCAUCGCGCUCGUCAAGAAGUAUGCGCUCACGGACCUCAAGCUCUCGGACGAGGAGGCCACCAACCGCCUCGUGUCGCGCUUCGUCAACGAGGCCAUUCUCUGCGUCCAGGACGAGAUCAUCGCGACGCCGACCGAGGGCGACAUUGGCGCCGUCUUCGGCAUUGGCUUCCCGCCGUUCAUCGGCGGCCCGUUCCGCCUCGUCGACAAGAUUGGCUCGCAGAAGUACAACGACAUGAUGCUCCGCUUCGCGGACAAGUAUGGCGAGCAGUUUACGCCCUGCGCGCUCCUCCAGGACAUGGCCAAGACCAACAAGAAGUUCCACAACUAAGCAAUCAUCUAAGAAGAAUCACAUGUACUACACCCA
This is a messenger RNA of Saprolegnia parasitica CBS 223.65, 2248 nucleotides long. RefSeq lists its product as hypothetical. The transcript has a single exon. The record is from RefSeq and is a predicted model, not a curated record. The coding region runs from base 5 to 2212 and encodes 735 amino acids. Gene Ontology annotation, biological process: fatty acid beta-oxidation. Gene Ontology annotation, cellular component: mitochondrial fatty acid beta-oxidation multienzyme complex. NCBI's taxonomy places the organism in Eukaryota, Oomycota, Saprolegniomycetes, Saprolegniales, Saprolegniaceae. Gene Ontology annotation, molecular function: long-chain (3S)-3-hydroxyacyl-CoA dehydrogenase (NAD+) activity; enoyl-CoA hydratase activity; NAD+ binding.